Molecule: messenger RNA, 8101 nt
Organism: Betta splendens (Siamese fighting fish)
Lineage: Eukaryota; Metazoa; Chordata; Actinopteri; Anabantiformes; Osphronemidae
Gene: tnca
Product: tenascin Ca
Exons: 32
Coding region: 453-7538 (2361 amino acids)
Molecular function (GO): protein binding
Source: RefSeq, a predicted model, not a curated record
GAGAACGCUAUUUCAACAAAUAUCUUAUUUUGAACCAGAUUUCACCUAAUCUAACGCACCUUUUACAACGGCGCCGCUUAAUUGCUUCGGUCUGCUGACGUGUCUCCACAUUCCAACAUGCACUGGACGAAUCUCGGAGGAUGAUUGCUGACAGAAAAACAGAUGGAAAAUGACUAAAGUCCAGAAGCAUGGUAAAGGGGCUGAACUCUAGCCGGAGCUGAGGGAAGAACUGACAGAGCUGCCACCUUGGUGGAGUAACUGCCACACAGAACGGUGACAAAAAAGACCAAAGCAUCAUUAUCUCGGCUUCUCUGAAUGUGUGACAGCUCCGAGGAGAACAUCAUCCUACAGUACCUGCAGGGGCUUGUGAUAAAAGGACACUAUACUGCUACAGCUCCUACACCGUUCUUCAGGAUUAGCCUUUAGUUCAAGGUCCACGCCUGAGGUCUAGCAUGGGUGCACAAGGCCUGCUAGGCUGCCUCUUCCUGACUGCGCUGCUCGGCUCAUCAGAUGCUGGGCUCGUGAGGAAACUCCUUCGACAUCGACGACAGACUGCGGCGUCCCCCGAAGGUCAUAACGUCACCCUGCACAGCGCCGACCAGCCUGUGGUCUUCAACCAUGUCUAUAACAUCAAUGUACCCGCGAGCACCCUCUGCUCGGUAGAUCUGGAUGCUCCAAAAAGCACGCAGCUCUAUCCCAAAGAUGCUCCCGCCGCAUCAGGCCAUCAAGUCACCGAGCACACUGUGGACAGGGAGAACCAGAUCGUCUUCACCCACCGUAUCAACAUACCUCGGCAGGCCUGCGGUUGUACGGACGACCUCCCCGGCCUGAAAGACCUGAUUAGCCGCUUGGAGCUGCUUGAAGGGGAGGUGUCAGCAUUGAGAGAUCAAUGCAGCAGUGACAGAGGCUGCUGCAGUGCACAGGUCACAGGUAAAGUGGCGACUAAACUGUACUGCAGUGGUCAUGGGAACUACAGUGCUGACAGCUGCGGCUGUGUAUGUGAGCCCGGCUGGAAGGGCCCCAACUGCACUGAGCCCGAGUGUCCCGCUAACUGCCAGGGCCGCGGCCGCUGCGUGGGGGGACGGUGCGACUGCUUCGAGGGCUUCACUGGACCGGACUGCUCUCUGGAGGCCUGCGCUGUGGACUGUGGACCACAGGGCCGGUGUGUGGGCGGCACCUGUGUGUGUUCGGACGGCUACUUCGGCGUGGACUGCUCUCAGACCAAGUGCCUCAACAACUGCCGGGGCCGCGGCCGCUGUGACGACGGCUACUGCGUGUGCGACGAGCCCUGGACCGGCCUUGACUGCUCUGAGCUCAUCUGCCCCAAAGACUGCUACGACCGCGGGCGCUGCGUGAACGGGACCUGCCACUGCGAGGAGGGAUACGCCGGGGAGGACUGUGGGGAGCGCACCUGCCCCAACAGCUGCCAGGGGAACGGCUUCUGCGUGGACGGCCGCUGUGUUUGCACUGCCGGCUACAGGGGGGAGGACUGCUCCCAGCUCACCUGCCUCAACGACUGCAGUGGCAGGGGCACGUGCUACAACGGCAUGUGCAUCUGUGACACGGGCUACCAGGGCGAGGACUGCAGCCAGUUAGCCUGUCUGAACAACUGCAACAGCAGAGGCCAGUGCAUAAACGGCCAGUGCGCGUGCGACGUGGGAUUCCAGGGGGACGACUGCUCAGAGCUCUCCUGUCCCAGCAGCUGCCUGCACAGAGGCCGCUGCGUGAACGGCCAGUGCGUGUGCGAGGAAGGCUUCGCCGGCGAGGACUGCAGCGUCAGGACCUGCCCCUCAAGCUGCUACGGCCGCGGGGAGUGCGUCAGCGGCCGCUGCGUGUGCCACGCGGGCUUCAGCGGCGAGGACUGCGGCAAGCUGAGCUGCCCGAACGAGUGCCGCGGCCGCGGCCGCUGCGUGGACGGGCAGUGCGUGUGCGAUGAGGGCUUCUCCGGGGAGGACUGCGGCCAGAAGGCCUGUCCCAACGACUGCCUGGCUCAGGGCCGCUGCGUCGACGGCAGGUGCGUCUGUCGGGAAGGCUACACGGGGGAAGACUGCUCGGUUCUGGCCUGUCCGGAUAACUGCAACAGCAGGGGGCGCUGCGUGAACGGCCGGUGCAGGUGUGAGGCUGGCUACGAAGGGGAAAGCUGCGCAGAGCGGAGCUGCCUCAACAGCUGCCACGACAAAGGCCAAUGUGUGAACGGCCAGUGUGUCUGCGAUGAGGGAUACAUCGGGGAGGACUGCUCAGAAGUGUCUCCUCCAAAGGAUCUUACUGUGGGUGAGGUCACCACUGACACGGUGGAUCUGUCCUGGGACAACGAGAUGCUGGUGACGGAGUAUCUGGUGACGUAUGCGCCCACCAAACCCGGGGGUCUUCUCCAGGAGUUCACUGUGGGUGGGGACAAAACCUCUGCAACUGUCAAGGAGCUUGAACCCGGCAUAGAGUACAUGAUCAAUGUCUAUGCUGUCCUGAGCAACAAGAGGAGUAUUCCUGUCAGCGCCAGAGUGGCCACAGAGCUCCCACAUCCAGAAGGUCUGAAAUUCAAAUCCGUGAGGGAGACGUCAGUGGAGGUCAUUUGGGACCAGCUGGACAUCCCCUUUGAUGGCUGGGAGAUCUAUUUCCGCAACAUGAAAGAAGAAAAUGGAAAAGUUGUGAGCAAACUUCCGCCCUCCCAAAACCAGUUCCUCCAGUUGGGUCUUGGACCAGGGCAGGAGUAUGAAGUGUCAGUGAGCGUCAUAAAGAACAGCACCAGGGGACCCCCGCUGAGCAAGAAAGUCACUACUAAGAUCGACGGCCCACGUCAGGUGGAGGUGAAGGAUGUGACAGACUCGUCCGCUCUGAUCAGCUGGUCUCAGCCGGUGGUUCCUAUGGACAGAAUCACCAUGUUUUUCAGGCCCACCUCUGACCCCGCAGACGAGAGCAGCGCAGAGAUUUCCCCCCCAGACAAGCAGUACAGCAUUGACGGUCUAAAGCCAGAUACAGAGUACACAGUGUCGCUGGUCUCAAGGAAUGGAGACAUCAGCAGCGAUCCGGUCACCACCAAAUUCACCACAGGUCUGGAUGCCCCCAAACACCUGCAGGCUGUGUCCCAGACAGACAGCAGCAUCACUCUGGAGUGGACCAACAGUAAGGCUGACGUUGGCAGCUAUCGGGUGAAAUACAGCCCCAUCUCUGGAGCAGCUCACGGCGAGGAGGUGUUCCCUCAAGGAGCAGGAGACACCUCAAAGGCUACAAUAACUGGAUUAAAGCCAGGGACGGAGUAUGGGAUCGGUGUGACGGCUGUUAAGAGCGAGAAAGAAAGCCUCCCUGCUACUACCAACGCCGCUACUGAUAUUGAUCCUCCCAGAGGUUUUGAGGACAUAGGGUCCACCGAGACGUCCCUCACGCUAAGAUGGCAGAAACCCCAGGCUAAAGUGGGUGGCUACAGGCUUGUGUACGUCUCUGAAGAUGGCCAGGUGGACGAGGUGGGCAUCCCAGCAUCAGCCACCAGCUUCACCGUGUCCGACCUGACCCCAGGAAUGAGCUACACCUUUACUCUGACUGCCGAGAGGGGACACAAAAGGAGCGACCCCGUCACCCUGACUGCAUCCACAGCCUUGUUCACAUUUUAUUUAGCUGACUCAGAUGACCGUGAGCGACCGACUCCCCCAGGCUCAGAGGACAAUGUCAUUAGUUUUUCUUAUUUAGACCCCUCUGAGUCCCAGACCUCUGAGGAUGAGCUUGGAGCACUCGCAGUUUCAGGCAAUACCCCUGACGGAUUUGACCUCUCGUGGACAAUAACAACUCUCGGUGUCUAUGAUAGUUUGGCCGUAGAGUAUACAGACACUCGAUCGGGGGAUGUAAGGGAGGUCCGGCUUCCUGGAAAUGCCACUGGCUCUCGAAUUGAAGGCCUGAAUGCAUCAACAGAGUAUCAGUUAAAACUUUAUGGAAUAAGACGUAGGCAGAGAUCUGCACUACUUGAAGUUGUUACAGUCACAGCACCCAAGCCUACCUCUUCAGAUGUGCUCACGCUGAGCAUUAAAGAUGCCCCAACAACCCUACAGUCUACUCUGGAUAACAGAGUAAUUGAAAACCCAGAUUAUCUCCGUGCUCUUUCCACUUCUGCUACUGAGGAGAUGACAUCUGGGAAUUUACUGGGAGACCUCAAAGUCAUAGAUGUUACCUCCAGUAGUGUAAGCCUGGCCUGGUCUGCAAGUGACAAAGCGUUUGAUAGCUUUUUGGUGGAGCUCAGUGCUUCAUCACAGGCAAAUGUGACCAGACUUCCAGGAAAUGUGAGGAAAGCUAAAAUAGAGGCCUUGUCCCCCUCUACACACUAUGAUAUUACAUUGCAAGGGCUGGUGCAAGGGAAGCGCUCUUUACCACUCAAGGUUUUUGCUACUACAGAGGAUCUGAAGCCCAUGGUGGUGAACCUCACCAUCUCUGACAUUACAUGGGACGGCUUCACUGUGUCCUGGAACCCCUCAGGAGGGGAGUUUGACAGCUUUGUCAUUGAGGUAACAAACUUGGAGAAUUUCGCAGAGCGCCAGAACCUCACUCUGUCUGGAGACGCCUUGAGCCUGGGCAUCACUGGGUUGAAUCCCAGUACCAGCUACUCGAUUGGGCUUUAUGGGAUGUUUCAGGGCUCCUUCGUUCAGCUUGCGUACAAUGAAGGCACCACAGUGGAUCAACCAGUGGUUGGCAAACUGUAUGUCUCGAACAUAACAUCAGAGAGCUUUUCAAUCCGCUGGAAUGGCACUGACGGAGCAUUUGAUGGCUUUGUCCUGGAGAUUAUUGACUCCAACUGGCUGAUGAAGCCAAAGGAAUAUAACAUAUCCAGGAGUGUCAUGUCCCAUGAUGUCACGGGGCUCAGGCCCAGCACUGAUUAUGUAGCCUACCUCUACGGGACGUACAAAGGAUCCCGAACGAGCGCUGUCAGUAUUGUUGCUUCUACAGCUAACGAGCCUGAUUUAUCCAGGCUAGUUGUGUCUAACGUUACCUCAGACAGAUUCUCCCUGUCGUGGCGGGCGGGAGAGAAGGCGUUUGAUAACUUUGUAGUAGAAGUCAGAGAGUCUGCUUUGCCCUCGCAGGCGAUGGGGCGCUCUCUGCCAGCAGACGCGCGCUCCACGGUCAUGGCCGGGCUCAAAGCGAGCACGAGCUACGACGUGAAGCUCUACGCCAGCGCCCGAGGCCGCAACGCGCAGCCUCUUUUUGCCGUAGCUACCACAGAGGAUGUCCCGCAGUUAGGGCCCAUAGCUGCUGCUUCUGUGGGCCCGCAUAAUCUCAGCCUGUCCUGGAGCACUGUGUCAGGACAUUUUGACGCAUUUGUUAUCCGGGUCAGUGAAUCUGAGCAGCAGUCGGAUACACUGGAGUUGACCGUGCCUGGUGAAAUCCGCAACAUUACGGUCUCUGACCUGAUGGAUGCCACAGGCUAUGACAUUGAACUGUACGGUAUUUCUCACGGGCGUCGCACUCCCUAUGUGUUAGUCCACACCGUCACAGCUCCUUUGCCUAAAGUGGAAAACUUGACCGUUUCCAACGUAACGCCCUACGGCUUCCGCGUGUCGUGGGAGGUGAAGCAGCAGCAGCCGCAGCAGGAGGAUUUACCCCCCUCAAGUGGUGGCUUCAGCCACUUCCAUGUAGUGGUGACAGACUCUGGCUGGCUGCUGGAGCCGCAGGAGUUCACCAUCCCAGGAAACCAAAGUCACUUGGACAUCUGGGGCCUCAUCACUGGCAUAGGAUAUGAGGUCAGGCUGACCGGGGUGACACAGUCAGGGCUUCUCUCUCGGCCUUUGACUGCAGUGGCUGUGACAGAGGCUGAGCCGGAGGUGGAGCACCUCUUCAUCUCGGACGUCGCGGCCGACGGCUUCCGUCUGUCGUGGACGGCCGACGAAGACUUGUUUGACAGAUUUGUGAUAAAAAUAAGAGACAGCAAACGAUUAGCUCAUCCUCGGGAGUACGGCGUCCGUGGUGACGAACGCACCAAGGUGCUAACUGGACUCAUGAGUGGCACUGAAUAUGAAAUUGAGCUUUAUGGUGUCACAUUGGACCAACGCUCCCAACCUAUUACUGCAGUUGCUCAGACAGGACUGAGCAACCCAAGAGGCCUUCACUUCUCUGACGUGACCGACUCCUCAGCCGUAGUGCACUGGUCCAUGCCCCGCUCUCCAGUGGACAGCUACCGGGUCGUCUACGUGCCUUUUGAAGGAGGAAGUCCGAUGACCGUCUCUGUGGAUGGAAAAGUCUUUGAAGCUCUGCUGCACAACAUGAUCCCUGGAAAGAUGUACAGAGUGACUGUCAGCGCUGUGAAGGGGCUGGAGGAGAGUGAUGCCAGCACUGAUACUGUAACCACAGCUUUGGACAGACCUCAGGGUCUGACUGCCGUCAACGUCACCGACACGUCAGCUCUGCUGCUGUGGCAGCCGUCUGUGGCCACAGUGGACGGGUACGUCAUCACCUACAGGGCCGAUUCACUGUCGCCGGCGGUGGAGCAUGUCUCUGGGAACAUUGUGGAGUUUGAGAUGAACUCGCUGGCUCCAGCCACCCGCUACACGGUUGGAGUUCACGCACUGAAAGAUGCUCAGAAAAGUGACUCAGCGGUGACUGAAUUCACCACAGAUGUGGACCCUCCUCGUGAUCUGACAGCUGUUAACAUUCAGACUGACAGCGCUACCCUCACGUGGAAACCCCCCCAGGCGGCUGUGACUGGCUACACACUCACCUUUUCCUCCGCCGACGGUUUGAUCAGGGAAGUGGUGCUGAGCCCGACCGCCUCGUCUUACAGCAUGGCCCAGCUCGUCGGCUCCACUGAGUACUACGUCAGACUGCAGGCCAUCGCUGGAGCCCAUAGGAGCCGCCAUGCGACCACAUCCUUUACCACCACUGGACAGUUGUACAGAAGCCCCAGGGACUGUGCUCAGGUCUUACUUAACGGAGAGGGGACCUCUGGUCUAUACACCGUCUAUGUGGGAGGAGAAGAGAGCCAGCCCAUCCAGGUUUACUGUGACAUGACCACAGAUGGUGGAGGAUGGAUGGUUUUCCUCAGGCGCCAGAAUGGAAAGCUGGACUUCUUUAGGAACUGGAAGAACUACACGGCCGGUUUCGGCAACAUGAAUGAUGAGUUCUGGCUGGGUCUCUCCAACCUCCAUAAAAUUACGUCUUCUGGCCAUUAUGAGCUGAGGGUGGAUUUGAGGGACAGCGGAGAAUCAGCCUACGCUCAGUAUGACAAGUUUACAGUCGCAGAGCCAAGAACACGUUACAAAGUCUACAUAGGGGCGUAUAGUGGAACAGCAGGUGACUCCAUGACCUACCACCAGGGACGACCUUUCUCCACCUAUGACAAUGAUAAUGAUAUUGCUGUCACCAACUGCGCCUUAUCCUACAAAGGCGCCUUUUGGUAUAAAAACUGCCAUCGCGUCAACCUGAUGGGGAAAUUUGGCGACGACAGCCACAGUAAGGGGAUCAACUGGUUCCACUGGAAGGGCCACGAGCACUCCAUCAAAUUUGCAGAGAUGAAGAUUAGGCCGGCCAACUUCAGGAAUCUGGAGAGCAGAAAAAAACGAUCGUAGGAUUGUGAACCUGCUCUUGUCCUCCAUCUCCACCCCCUCAAGCCUUUUUAUCGUCAAGCCAUUGUCAAAUCAUUCUCUCAAAUACACACAAGCCAAGGAAAGCACACACAGUAUAAUAUAGUUUUGACUACGACAAUUAAAUCUGGUAAGGGGAGGAGUACUUGGAUUUUGUAGUUUUCAUUGUAAAUUAGUCGCUCUGUUCCCAAAUGUUGGCUUCAAAGGGAAAGUAGCUGUGUGAGAAAGGACAUGUAGUACAUGUGCUGCUGGGACAACACAGCUACUGUAUAUUCAAAUGAGGCCUAUUUGUAAAAAUGGAAAAUGGGUCCAUGAGUUUAUAACAAGUCAAUGGCACAUAGUCACAAGUAUUCGGGUCCUUCAGUGUGUUAAUUAGUUGAACUCAUCAUCAAUAAAUGUACAUGAGCCCCAUCUGAAACUGUAAGUGUACUGUGCAGGAGAACCGUCCACUGAAUUCACAUUCAAAGUUUGGAUUUUACUUGUUUUGAUAGAAAUUCAAAUCAGACGCUCUGUAACCUUCCAUGCUAAUAAAGUGUUAGUUUGAUAAA